Molecule: messenger RNA, 1080 nt
Organism: Clonostachys rhizophaga
Lineage: Eukaryota; Fungi; Ascomycota; Sordariomycetes; Hypocreales; Bionectriaceae
Source: the annotation of a GenBank genome assembly
AUGUCCAAUCUUCUAGCGAUCUUGGGCUGGUCCUUUCUCCCCAACCUUGCGACAUCGUGGGUCCAAAGUAUAUUCUACGGUCUAACGAUACGAGCCGGGGACCCAAAGCCUCAGCCAGGCUCACCUCGAUAUGCUAGCCACCGACGGAAAAUACACAUUCUCGUCGUCACCGCCUACCUCCUAUAUACCAUCUACGAAGCCGACUACGAAAUCCAGAAACAAUCCUCCUUUUACACCGACCUCGGCGUCUCCUUCUCAGCCGUCGACCGAGAUAUCAAGUCACGGUUCCGCCGCCUAGCAGCUCUCCACCACCCCGACAAGACCACCGGCGAUACGUCCGGUACAGCUGAGUACUUUCUGCACCUCAAGGUGGCCAGCGAGACACUCCAAGAUCAAGCUAAGCGCUUUGCCUACGAGCGCUUCGGCCCGGACAUCCUGAGGUGGCAGAAGACGAGGUCUAUCCACGAUUUUGUCGUGCGUGGUGUCCUUCAGGUCAUUUUGCCACACUACGGGUUUGCCGCAGCUACCAUCUACGUGCUGAGCUUGUUUGGAUACUUGGAGUUUGGCCAGUUCUACAGGUGGCUUAUCCUGAUCAUCCUUUGCACCUUCGAGGUGCACACCGUCACACGCCCAGGCUUCCCAGUCAUUCUGAACACGGUGAAUGCCAUUGUCCCCAGGGUGACUUCGCACCCGCCCUACUUACCCUUUCAAAUAAUCACUCUUGCGCGGAAAGUCACAAUCACAACUUAUAUUGCAAUGUCGCAAAUCGGACCUCUGGUGGCAACAUACUGGCAGAAGGGGCAAGCGGCAGCUCAUGAAGGAGAGAAGGCCUUGGCCCACAAUCUGGAUCGACUUGAGGCCACAGCAAGAACCCUGGAGGCUGAUUCAGGCCGACUGAUGGACAUGGAGACAGCACCGUUUAGAAAUGACAAAGAGGCUACAGCUAACCUCCGCGGAAAGAUGAAGGAAUGGUUGGUGCAAAACACAAUCCGUGCGGACCCGAUGGUCAGAGACGCCUUGGGUACGUCUUUUAAACGGAGAAGGGUCGACGCGCCUGCAGGUGCCAAAGGAACGAGAUGA